AUGGCGGCUGAGGAGGGGGAGGACGGCGGGAUGUCAUAUUAUGCGGUGCUCAAUGUGCCGCGGGAAGCCACCACUGAGGAGAUAAAGCGCGCCUACCGCCAGCUGGCGUCUGUGUUCCACCCGGACAAGCACGCGGAUGAGGAGCUGCGAGUGCAGGCCCAGGAGGCCUUCUCUCGGCUGCAGGAGGCGUAUGAGGUGCUGUCUGACCCCUCAAAGCGCGAUAUCUACGACGCAUACGGCCGCGAGGGCCUCUCCUCCGGCCUGGAGGUCGGUGCAAAGCUGCAGAGCACCGAGGAGCGCCGCGCCGCCUGGAAGGCGUUCCUAGACGAGCAGGAGCGCAAGCGCCAGGACGCGCUGAGUAAUCACAGGGGCACCUAUCUAUGCCGCCUGGACGCGACCGCGCUCGCGCACGGCGCGCCGCGCGCGCCGUCGAUGCGCAUGGUGAUGGCGUCCAACGCGGUGGAGAUCCCUUUGGAGGUCGGCGGCGCCGACGGCGGCACGGUGACGGUGCAGGGGCAGGCGCUGCUGCGGACGCACCCGCGGCUGCCGGGGACGAUGCUGGGCAGCGGCAGCGUGCUGGCGGGGUACCGGCGGAGCCUCGGGGACUCCAACACAAUCGACGGCAGCGUGCAGGUGGGUGUUCUCUGGUUAGUGUUGGGAGUGUGA
Molecule: messenger RNA, 666 nt
Organism: Monoraphidium neglectum
Lineage: Eukaryota; Viridiplantae; Chlorophyta; Chlorophyceae; Sphaeropleales; Selenastraceae
Product: putative DnaJ subfamily C member 11
Exons: 3
Coding region: 1-666 (221 amino acids)
Biological process (GO): cristae formation
Source: RefSeq, a predicted model, not a curated record